AUUCGCAUUAAAGUUCCUACAUGCUGUCAAAUGUAGUCCAGUCCGUCUUGGCCGUUGUCUCAAUGAAGCUGAAGGUGUCCUUUCGUCGUAGUGCGCUUACCUGAGACACCUGGACCCCCCUGUGUUAACACAACCACACUUAAGUCUGCCCCGGCCGAGCGAGGAGGGCAGAAGGACUCCUACAAGGAUGAAUGGGCUCCCACUCCUGUCCCUGCUCCUCUGGGUGUGUGCAGUGUAUUUUGUGGGGCUUUACCUGUUUGUCGGCGGCUUCCUGUUGGUUCGCCUGGAGGUGAACCGAACCAGCACCUGCGGAGAUGUACUGGAGCCCCGGGGAGAGUCGAGAGACUUUUGUGGGAUACAACCACGGUUUCGCAAGGUUGUCCUCAUCAUCGUGGACGCUCUGAAGAUAGACUUCGCCCGGUUUGACCACAACAACACUCAGCCCCGGCCCUUUGAGAACAAACUGCCUGUGUUUGAGGAGGCAGCCUCAUCCAGGCCGUCCCAGUGCCGCCUGUACCCCUUUCGUGCUGACCCACCCACCACCACCAUGCAGAGGAUCAAGGGCUUCACCACUGGAUCGUUACCCACCUUUGUGGAUAUUGGUAAUAACUUUGCUUCCAGUGCCAUCUUGGAGGACAACCUCAUUCACCAGCUUGGUCAACUUGGCAAACGAGUGGUGUUCAUGGGCGAUGACACUUGGGAGAGUCUUUUCCCCAAAAAAUUCUACCGUUCUUUGCCUUUCCCUUCUUUUAACGUCAAGGACCUACACACUGUGGAUAAUGGGAUCCUCCAGCACCUCUACACAACCAUGGUGGGUGACGACUGGGAUGUCCUAAUUGCUCAUUUUCUUGGGGUGGACCACUGUGGUCACAGGUUUGGCCCUGACCACCCAGCCAUGGCUGACAAACUCACCCAAAUGGAUGGAGUAAUCAGGUCUGUGAUCGACCGUCUACAGAAUGAUACACUCUUGGUGGUGAUGGGAGAUCAUGGGAUGACAGACACUGGCGAUCAUGGAGGAGAAAGUCAGAAGGAGACUGAUGCCGCUAUCUUCCUAUAUAGUCCUUUUCCUGUCUUUCCUGGACCCCCAUCACAGAGCGAACUGGAUGUGGUGCCCCAGACGGACUUGGUUCCCACCCUGGCCCUGUUACUGGGAGUGCCUAUCCCAUACAGCAGUGUGGGCCAGGUUCUCCUACCCUUGUUUCCCCUGCAUGGUCAUGUACAAGGUGCAGUUGGAGGUCUCAGCCAGCUGGAGGCGCUGUGGAUCAAUGCAAAACAGGUGAACCGCUUCCUGGAGACCUACUCUGUUAUGGCCAAAGACAUCCCACCAGAGAGUCUAAGUCGCCUUAAGGAUCAGUUUGCAAGCCUCUCUUCAAAGUACCUCACACUCGUCAGAGAGGGUCACUCAUCCUCGCCUGAGCUGGCGGUCGCCCUGCAGGCCUACCUCACCUCUGUCCGAGACACGUGCCGGGCCACCUGGGCCCGCUUCAACCCGCUUAAAAUGGUGGCCGGUUUAAUCAUCUUGGCACUUGCCUGCCUGAUGUGUUUCACGGUGUCUGAACAAUCACUUGUGCUCAUCAGGGAGAAUAAUUUUAGACAAAAGGCUGCGGUUGUCACGGCGCUGGCUGUCGGGGUUUGUGUGGCUGCUGGUCAGCUGCUCUCAUCGGGCUACAUAGAGUUAACGUGGUGCCUGGCUGCUACCGCCUUCACCUCUGAGCUCCUCUUCCUGUGGAGGGCUCAUCAGUCUAAGACAGCUGUCGUAGUUAAGAAUGGAACUAAAUACGCAAAAAGUGCGAGCUGGUGUAACGCACGUUACCUCCUCACACCCCCUCUUUUGAUCACACUCCUUCGCUGUGCCUCCCUGCUUUCUGAUAGCUACAUUAUUGCCGAGGGCCGAGUAGUCACUUUCCUGGUCUUCUCCCUGACUCUAUAUGUUCCCCUCCAUCUUAACUGGGAUGGCCUCCUUCUGCCCCCCAACCAUGAACCUUUGAAGACUGCAGGGCUGCUGCCGUCACCUGCUUCUUCCCCAUCCAUUGUGAGGAAAGAAAGCAUCACACUCUUAGCCUCCUUAGCUCUCCUAAUUGGCAGCCUCUACCUCUCCCUCUUCUUCCAUGGCUGUCGGGAGGAGCAGGGCUCUUGUCAGCCGUCACCAUUCCUUUCUUCUCUCUCCCGGGUGCAGGACAAUCAACUGAAGAACAUUUAUUACGUCCUGUCAGUCCUCUCCCUCGUCGUGUGGACGUACCUACUGAGACGGUGCCUCCGCCACUACGGAAACCUUAACUCUUCAGGUGGAACAGUAUUCACAGCUCACUGGAUCCUACCCCUGCUGUCUGUGUGUCUGGGGCUCCACUGGGCAGUCAGUGCCUCCCCAGAGGACAGCUUCAGGAAUCUGGCAGAGCUGAUCAGACUGGCCCAGGUAGCUCUCCCCAGAGCUGCCUUCUGUCUCCUUGGACUGGGGCUGGCUUUAAUUUGGCUGGAUCCACUCACUGUGUUUGUAAAAACCAGGGCUGCAAGUUUGGCUAAGAGUUUGUCCUUGCCACCUCCACGCUACCGUGCCAGCACUGGUAUCAGUCCUCAAGCUGAGCUGCACCACCUCAUCCCACAAAUAUAUCAGCGCAUGCGCCGCUCCCUUGACGACGGAGAGGUGAGCGGUAGCAGUGAGGAGGACAGCAGACCUGCUGUGGAGGCCUACGGCCUAGGAACGGUCUACUCUGCCCCACUGCUUCUGUUCUGCGGGCUGCUGGGAUUGGGUCUGCUGCAGCUACACCCAGAGGGCAUGGCUCUGUCUUUCCUCCUGCUGCUGUUCGAAAUGGGGGCUCUGCUGAAUAUUCACGCCUCCUCCACAACCCUCUGUGGCCUGCAGGGAGUUUAUUCUGGUGGUUUCAAUGUGGCCUGGACUCCUAUUGUGUUGUGGUCCCUGGCAGCCACCCAGUUCUUCCAUGCAACAGGGCAUCUGCCCACCUUCUCUUCCAUCCAGUGGGGGGCAGCCUUUGUGGGAUUUCCUGACGGACACAAAGGCACCAUACUGCCUGCCUCACUGGUUACACUCAACACUUUUGCCUCUCACAUUCUUUUUGCAGUGGGGUGUCCUUUGCUGCUGUUCUGGCCGUUGGUGUGUGAGGUCCGUGGCGGUAAGGGAAGAAAAGCAAGUCAGGAUGGAGGAGAGGACGCUGUGAUGGAGAUGAAACUGAGGGAGAGCCCCCAGCUCUUCACCUCAGCUCUUCUGCAACUCUCGGUGCGCUACAUCUUUAUUCAAGGAGCACAGGUCUUCGCUUCAGUGUGUGGAGCUGCUAUCCUCAGGAGACACCUAAUGGUGUGGAAGGUUUUUGCACCCAAGUUGAUGUUUGAGGCCUCAGGGUUCCUGAUGAGCUGCAUGUUUUUGCUUCUCGGAAUCUUAUUAGUGCUGAGAGUCGACCUGGCUGUCGGACGUUGGUUCAAAAGACUCAUCUCUGAUACAUCCAGGUAGCGAAAACCACGUAUUUGCUCUACCAGUGCAACCCACUAGAGCACACUGUGCCACAGGGGAUGGACACGUUCUGGUUAGGCAUCCUUCAAGGAUGCCUCAUAAAAAAAAAUUCAUAUCGAGCAUAGACACUGAAGCCUCAAUAGUGGGCUAAGCCUGCUCUGUUUUCCACCAGACAUGUCACAUCUUGAACUUUUUGUUAUAUUUUUUGGGCAAUUGUCUUGUAAACCAGUUAUCACAUGUUUCUUUUGAAUGUUUCUUUUAGGGUGGCUGACAGGGGCAAACAUCCAAAUGCUCAAAACCCAAAUAUCCAAAACUAAAAAAACAAAACCAAAUGCUGCAAUAACAUAAAUGUUCCAGGAUAAAAAAAAAUGCAAAAGAAAAAUUCUGCAAAUGCCAAAAACACAUACAAACUGUUAAACAAAACCCACCUGCACAACAGAAAUGCUGCAAGUUGACUGCACAAAACGGAAGUUAGCCACGCUACCAGGAAGUUAGGCUACAAGGCAUGCCAGGCUAGAGGGAUAUCACUCAGGUUUGGUGCCUCUGGUAGCCUGGCUAACUUCCUGGUAGCGUGGCUAACUUUCGUUUUCAUUUUAUACAUGUCUUUUGGGGGGUUUGUGUGUGUUUGUGGCAUUUUCAGCAUUUUUCUUUUGCAUUUGAUUUUGAUCCUGCAACAUUCAUAUGAGUGCGGUAUUUUCCCGUUGCAUUUGUUUUAUGUUUGUUUUAUUUUUAGUGUUUGGAGCAUUUCAAUGUUGCUGCAGGUUGACCCCUGUCGGCCACCGUAAAGUGGAUCCCCAUCUAUUUGCAAUUCAACAUUCCUGAACACGCAAAUUUGUGGAUUUUUUCAAAAAUACUAAAUUCGUUUUUGCAGAAAACUCAUUUAAUUCACCCUAAGUUGAGAAUAAUUUAAUUUAAAGCAUCGUCUCUGUGCCACACGUCUUUAUCAUCAUUUUCACCAUCAUCAUCGUUCGUUAUCAUUCAUUAGUGGUGAGUGGUAACAAUUUAAAGUGUGUGAGGCAUAUUGUAGGGCUUAAGCUUACUGUAGAUCGUGCUCCUGUGCAUUUAUCUUGUUUUCUUCUUUCAUCACAAGUGAACAAUGGCAAUUAAUGGGACGCGUCAGUGGAUCUGAAUCUAGUAAUAGUCACUUUUAUUGCAAAUGCUGAUCCGAAAUCAGAGAAGUCGACCUCAAGCUAGCAGAAGGGUUUUGAGGGGGAGGAGCGAGCUGGCGUAUCAUACGGCGGUGCACUGAUGCAGCAGAAUGACCCAGGCAUUUUUAGAGUGUCAAAAAUACAUUUGUAUGGGUGUCUAAAUUCUUUGUGUUUAUUUGGUAUUGGCGGGUGGUGUCGUAACGUAACCGCAAGUAGCGGGGAUAAUUUCUUUCUUCUUAAAACCCUUUUUUUUUUUCUUUGCAAGCAAGGUUGUUGAUAUGCAGCCAUUAUACAAAUCACAGAGUACACUAUUGAACUUAUCCCAGCUACCUCAUAGGCAAACAUGUGAACACUUCAUAGCUGAGACAGAUUUACAAAAAUAUGCAGCAGAAAUGCCGUUACCAUACAUACAUAAUACAUAUAUAAUUUGUUCAAAAGCUCUGAUGAAAACUGAAUAGUGAAUAAUGUGAAUCCAGUUAACCUGUUCCAGACACCCAAGAAAAUGAACAGAAAAAAUACAUUUUAUGGAGAACAAUUAUUGUUUUACACACAGAAAACAUUGAGAAACAAUUAUACAUGACAAUUGGAUGGAACCUAUUGUUGAUGCAGACUUCCAGUACGUCCUGGUGAGAUCAAAUUCAAGUGUUUCCUGCCUUUAUCAAAGUGCUGGCACUCGCAACUUUUAUUUGGCCCCAUGGCAGGUUAUUUAGCCGUCGCACUCAAUUAAAAAAAUGCAGUCCACAACGCAGAGGGUGCUUUGUUUGGGCACUUGAUUUCAUGGAACAAUGCAGCACAGGGCAGACCUGCAAUACUGUACGAAAACCGAGACAAAAUUUGACUGAAACAGAAUCAUACGAAAACUAGUCCAAAAAACAAGGUUUGACUGUAAAUGUAAAGUGGUUUUCAAUUAUUGAGCCGUUACUACAUAUACUGUAUGGGAUGUGUCAUUUUACAAGCCACAAGUGUCUGGAGCUUCAAUAGAAAAAAACCAAGCCAUCUUUCUUUGUGGUCAUCUUGGCGAAAGCUCACAUUUUUGUAUUUUCAAGAUGAAGAUAAUAAGUGUCUGAUCAUCCGAUCACUGCCAGUUGAUACUUCUUAACAAGUAUUAUUGUGUUUUUGUUAGUGUGUGUACAAUUAAUCUGUCGUGGUUUUUUAAUAGGGGUAUUUGAUUGCCUAUUUAUGAUUUAAUUUAUCACUAAUUUUGUAAUUUCCAAUUAAACAUGUCUUAAUUAGGUCGUAGAGUUGCUGUGUGUCAAUGAAGGCCCUUUUUUGUAAUGAUGUCAUUAUGGGUCAUUGAAUCCACUUAAUGUAUUUUCUACAGGAUGUGAGUCGGUGUCUGGGGUCCCAUGCGUUGUUAGUGUGCUGCUGAAGUUCAUUAAGCUAAUGCACAAUAUUGAAGGGAUGUGAAGCUCAGGUUGGAAAAACACUGCAAUCGCACUGCACUCCUCAGGCUGGCGUGUAGGGGACUUGAUUUUUAUUUUGAACUGAUAAUUCAACUAAUUUUGCUUCUCGUUGGCUUGUUUUGGGGGGAAAUAAUGCAUAAUAUAUAAAGAACUAAAAUGGUUUCAUGAAACUUUUUUACACUAUGUCUUCUUCAUGCAAAUAAAAGCAGUUUAAGGACUUUACUGCAUUCCGUGUUUCAAAUUCUACUUUAUUUAUUGCAAACUAUAUUUAAAGGUGUUUAAAAAAAAUACAUCAUGUUUAUUGACCAGAGGAGAUGAUGGAGGAGGAGAUGGGUGUUUUACAGCCCAUCAGUCAAUGUGCUUCAUUCAUUAUUCACAGGUGAUUUCCACAUUUUCUAUUCCCAUAACACUAAGCUUCGUAACGUUGCACUUAUACACAUUAGCAACAUAACAUUUGUUAGAAAUCUUCGGUGACUACUCGUGUUAAUUUACUGCACCAUCGAGUAAGCCA
Molecule: messenger RNA, 6525 nt
Organism: Dunckerocampus dactyliophorus (ringed pipefish)
Lineage: Eukaryota; Metazoa; Chordata; Actinopteri; Syngnathiformes; Syngnathidae
Gene: pigo
Product: phosphatidylinositol glycan anchor biosynthesis, class O
Exons: 11
Coding region: 188-3463 (1091 amino acids)
Biological process (GO): GPI anchor biosynthetic process
Cellular component (GO): endoplasmic reticulum membrane
Molecular function (GO): mannose-ethanolamine phosphotransferase activity
Source: RefSeq, a predicted model, not a curated record